This is a messenger RNA of Cyclopterus lumpus (lumpfish), 1569 nucleotides long. It is a transcript of the gene c9h2orf68, whose product is annotated as chromosome 9 C2orf68 homolog. The record is from RefSeq and is a predicted model, not a curated record. Bases 255 to 767 code for a protein of 170 amino acids. The transcript is spliced from 4 exons. NCBI's taxonomy places the organism in Eukaryota, Metazoa, Chordata, Actinopteri, Perciformes, Cyclopteridae.
CUUAACCUGGUGUUUUUAUAUUUUAUUUGUGUAAAUGUUCCGUCUGGUUCUGUCCAAUACAUGUUUCCUCAAUGAAAACAAGGUGUAUUAUUUAAUCUGUUAUUCAUGUGUAAACUCCGGGAGUGUUUUAUUUGGACAACAACUUACCAUUAGCUAGCAUGUAACGUUAGCUUUUUGUUAGUGGUUUCUGUGGCUCUGCUUGUUGCAAUCAUAAGCUCACACAUACUGUCACCGUAUUGGAGCUGUUACUAAAAAUGGAUAUUUUAGGAGACGAUGAAGUCCAUGACCUGAAAUGCAAACCCGUCGGCCGCUUGGAUAUGAGCCACGGCUUCCUGCACCACAUCCGGAGGAACCAAAUUGCUAGAGAUGACUAUGAUAAAGAAGUAAAGCAAGCCAAAGAGGUAAAGCAAGCCAAAGAGCUUCAGCGGCGGAGGGAAACCACAACCACUAGACGACCCCGGCGGCCGGAUAUCCAAGUGUACCAUCCUCGAUGCGGACAUGGAUCAGAGCCAGGGGCCGGUGCUGAGGCUGAAGAGUCUAAUGAGAGUGGGUCAAGCACAGAGACAGAGACCCUUGGUACUGAACUCUUCUGGCUCGACUAUCAGGCGGACUCGGGUACACUUACCUCCUUCCUGGUGCACAAGGAGGAUAAGCCUGAGAUGGUGGUGGAUCGUGUCGCAGAGAAGAACAUCCUGGAUUCAGCCAUGAGGGCCGCUCUAAAGGCUCGAAUUCGGAAGGAAAUUGACAAAAGACGAGACAAACGAUGAGUGAUAUUCUCAAACAGUUGACUAUGACGAUAAAGGAGCAAUAGACAAAGAGGAGCAAUACUUCAUUUGCAGUUCUGCACUUCGACAUAGCGUUCACGCUGUUGACAGUGUUGAGGACAUAAUGAGGACUCUGGGAUCAUGUACAGUGACUAUCAGCAGAGAUCCAACUCGAUGACCCACAACUAAUCUGGCUUUUGUAUUGGAAGGAGAAGGAACAGCACUUAUCAAAGACAGUAUGGUUGGGAGUUGACUGUCAGGGUCACAUUGACUCCAUUUGUCUCACUUGCAUUGUUACCUCUCACAUUGUACAGCUUAAAAUAGACUGGACCUGAGAAAUGAUAGUGUUGCUUUUUCAGUUAAAUUCAGAAAAGAAGUACGUACUCUUUGACAGAGAGCACUGUUAACCUUCCUCCUCUGUUGAACAUGUCCUGUGUUUUGUGUUUACAAAGAUCUAUCUUUUAUAAAUAAGAUUAAUCCUUUAUUUGGUCAAAUGCUGUGAAUGGAACAUCAGUGAUUCUGUGUUUAGAAAUGUUACAAUAUAGUUGUGUUUCCAGUGUGGCUGUAGCCAUGAUAAUGUGUUUGUGUGGCAACUGUGUUUCAUUGUUUUGAGUAUUCUAAUUUAUUUUGGAUUUUUUAAAAUACUUUUAUUUUUGAUACUGAAUAUUUUUCAAGGACAUGAUUCUUUACGUACAAAACAAAUGACACACGCACACACAUAUAUAUAAAAAAAGCCAUUUAUUACUGUCCAAUUGUGUCUGGAUGUGCACUUGUGGAAUUGAACAGCCAUAAAAUGUGAAUGCUU